UUCUGAGCAGUUCUGCGCGAAUCGUCGGUCAAGGAGGAGGUGUUGGUGUGCUGAGGUGUUCGAGAUUUUGAUUAAGUGAAUCUGCAACAGUGUCCUAAGUUGCUACCCGGCCGGCUUUUUGUUCGAAAAUUUGUGCAAUUAGUAUAAUCAACUGCAAUUGGAAAGGUGUUUGUGCCGUUACAAGAAGUUCGUUCUGUCUGCAGGGGGUAGACCAUAGAACGGUAUCGAAAUCUCAUCAUAGUUGGUGCGCUGAGUGUGGCUUGUGCAGUUUGUGGAGUGAGCUGUUGGAUGCUGCUGGGAAGCAUCGAUUAGAAGCCGGAAAGAACCUUCCACCCAGGAAAUAUCUGCAACGGCGAGAGCCCCCGUCGGGUCAGGAGGAGGAGAGAAAUUUGCCAUUCGUUAAUUUUCUGUACAAAAGCUACUACUGAGGCGGUGCUAAAAGCAAUCGUUCGUCAUGGAAUUUCGAUUCGAUUUGCAUCCAAUAUUCAAUCAAUCGAUAAUUAAAGUAAAUUCAAAUCUCUUGCCAGUUGGGUUUCGAGGAGACAGGCGGUUAGCAUUGGAUACAGCUACGAAAAUGGCAGAAAUUAUAAAUGAAAUGGGAUCAGCGUCGGCGAGAGCGCAAGGUUUAAGUAAUCCAGUGACGACCGCCCAAAAAUUAAGAAUGACGGAUCAAAAUAUAUAUUUACUAGGCGAUCCGAAUCAGGGACGCAAUGGUGCUGUUGUUGGCCUAUUGAAAGUAGGUAAAAAGUCCCUGUACGUAUUCGACCAAAAUGGUCAAACACAAAUGGUUAAUGCGCCAUGUGUACUUGAUUUCUAUGUUCACGAGUCGCGGCAAAGAUCCGGAUUAGGGCGAAAUUUGUUCGAUACAAUGCUUCAACAAGAAGAUUUUGUACCACAGAAGCUAGCCGUUGAUAGGCCAUCCGAUAAAUUACUCGGAUUUCUUCGUAAACAUUAUGGUCUGCAGAAAACCAUUCCGCAAAUGAAUAAUUUCGUUGUUUAUGAUGGUUUCUUUGAGAAACCGAAACCACAAGAAAAUAAUGUUACAAAUCAUGAUGGUCGCAUGCACAUUACUGCAAGUCCUAACACAGCGUUAUUUGGCCCGCAAUUUAUUAAUGACGAACAGAAUAAGAGGUCAAAGGCUCAACAGAAUGCAUCAAAUACUAGUAUACCACUAAUACAAAAUUCACCAGUUGGACGAUACGCUGCUCCCAGACCGAUGUGCAGUAUGGCUGAGUGUCUUUCGACCGAAGAAGUCGAUCCCAGUAUGAAUCGAUUGAAUCCCUCAGCGUCGGGUCUCAACAAGCAGACCCCUUCGAAUGUUGGAAUAAACAUAACAAACUCUGUAAAUACAAAUGCUAAUUUGCAUAGACCAAGUUCUUCCAAUAUAAUGGCUAAUAACACAAAUAAUCCGGCGUUAAAUAAUAUUCCAAGAUCUAGUCCGUCAACCACUUCCAUGAAUAGACCUAGUUCUUCAAAUACUGGAUUGAAUAAACCUGCACCAUCAAAUACAUUGAUCAAUCGUGAGAGAGCGGCAGGUCUUCCGUCACAGAAUUAUAAUCAACAUGGUGAUGCGCCAACUUCACUGAACGAACUAUCACCGCAAACUCAAACUCCUAUGCAAGCGCCUACCCAAGGUGUAACGCAAGUCCCAAUGCAAGGUUUAGUGCAAGCCCAAAUCCAGGGGCCAAAUAAAGUUCCAUCUCAAAUAAACAUGGACGUCAACCCAGCAGAACCGAUCGGAAAGACAAAUUUGGCCACUCAAGAAGGAAAGGUGCAAUCCGAGCAACCAAUAUAUACGGAAGCCCCGAAUGAUGUACUACAGGAAGUGUGUCCUCAUUGUGCUACAACAUUCCCAUCUCGUAGCUCUACAAUGAAAAUUGUUACUUCGAAGGUGUCACUUUCUAAUCAACAAGCCAAUGUGGUGAAUAAUCAAGCAAAUGAUGCGAUAAUUCAUAAUACUGCGACACCAGCAACUGGAGAGCCCAACAGCACAUCAGAAAUCCCAUCGGCAACUGAGCCAUACCAUGCCGUCAUUAAUGAGACAGUUAACGUAAACACAGUCAAUGUUAAUAUUGAAAAUCUUCAACUUAGCGAACACGAGGACAAUGAAGAGCAUGAACAUGAUGUUGAGGAGAAACAAGAAGAACACCAAGAGCAGCACCAUGAGGACCUGACCAAUGGUCACGACCACAAAGAGAAAGAAGUAAAAAUCGAUCCCAUCCAACGCUUCAUCGAAGAACAAGUGGUCGAACCAAUUGUUGAAGCGGUGCAUAUCCAGAAACCGACAUCCUUUCCCUUGUCCAAGCAGCAUACUGGUCUGAAAAACAUCUCAUACAACGUGAGUCUCGCCGUUUCACCCACAAACAAAAUGGAGUUCAUUCAAAAGGGGCCCAACGAUUCGAAGCAUGACCAUCCUGACGAGGAAAAGCCUGCUGGCCUGCCAUCGCAUGAAAAUAUCGAUGAGGAAUCGGCAACGUCCUCACCGGGAUCCGGUGGAGCGUUCACCGAUCAAGGAUACUUUGAUCUGAAAUUUUAUCACAAUAAACUUUGGUAGACGAACGCAUUGUGAUUAUAGUUUAUGCUCCAAUCCGACAUGUUGAUGAUAUUAUAUAUUGAAAAAUAGAGGAUCAAUGUAAACAUGAGAAGCCAAAGAACAAUUAAAUGAAUAGACACACUGUAAGCCGACACACGUUUCCUAACAUUAUAUUGCCAUCGUUAACACCAAGUGUUUUCAUUAGAGUUAAGAAAACAAACUUGAGCUUUGCAGCGAAUGUUUUGAUUUUUUGCUGAUUAUGGAAGUUCAUAUUAAAAAAAGAUUUAAAAAAUAGUAAUAUUGAGCUGAUCCACAUGGAUUUUUUUCGGAAUUAUAGAGAUAAACUAACGAUUUUUUGAUUUUUUGUUAAAGGGUGUGACCCUCAAAGAACUUUAGGAGCGGCAGCAUAGAGUGUUAACCCCCUUAAACAGCUAACACACAGCACUGUAACUAAGUGAUAUUAUGCAUACAGAGGGGCAGACAAUGAACAACUUUGGUUUCAAAUUUCAGAGGCAAGUGAACGGUAUAUUAAAGGAGGACUAAUUGUAAAUAGAGUCCAUAGGCCAGACUUUCCGAUCUACAACAAAAGUCGCGAGGAUGAUGGCUUUUUGGGUCUCAAUAUAUGAUUUGACUUUACAUUGAGCGUCUUCAGCGCUUUUCGUGUCUCGCGGGACUAAUUUCUGCCCAUUUCCCCGCGUGAACAUUGUGAAAUAUGACUCGCAGGGAAGGUUCUAAUCUACAACAGCACGUUAAAAUCACUCCUGGAAUUUAUUUUAUAUUGCUUAUCUUCUCACUUUUCCUGCGCUUCAAUUUACCUCUGACUGCAAUAUUCCUUUUAUGAAAUUGUGGACUUCGAUGAUUGCGUUGAAGACGUCGUUUAGUCGCCUCCUUACAUCCAUACACCUCACAACGGAAAACAAAGUGCUCUGGGUCCUCGUGUGUACCGAUGCACUCAAGAUAGUUGGGCGACUGCCACUUAAAAAACUGCAUUCGACCCAUUUCUGAAUACAAACAAAUCCACGUCAUGCCCUCCUAUAUGCCUCCCACACCCCCAAUCCCGAGAUGUCUUAAUAUCUAAUCUCACCAUUGCAUACCAGUCACCAACGGAUAUCGUUUUUUUCAGCCAAACCCAUGAUCAUUAAUGGGAGUAGCUUGCUGUAUAUCACCCUGCCUAACAUCUUCUCUUUCGGGAUUCAUCAGUGUAUUCGAAGAAGUGGUACUGGCAAUGUUAAGGGCCUACCGAUGGUUGGAACAUAACCCGAGCCCCAAGUGUAACAUAUUUAUUCUUACCGACAGCCAAAAGCAACCAAAACGAAAAAGUUUUGCACUCAGUGGUGACAUCAAUAGGCUGGUAGGGCAGUACAAAGACGCGCUGGGCGGCAUUGCGAAGUCCCGGUCAUAGGAAUCUAGAAGGGGUGAGCAGCCCGACGAACUGAUCAAGCCGUGUUGUGCUCUUGAUACACACGCCCAGUUGGGUGCAAAUGCUUACAGCAUUGCGAUUAUAGGGGGCACUGGCUUAUAGGGAGCUAUGCCGCCAGACUCAACCUACUGUACAGUUCGAAAUUGCGGAGAGGAAGGAGAAAACCUAAGGCAGUCCCUUUGCGAGGUAACCAAUUCUUUGCGGACCUCAAAGAGAUCUAUGGUUGUUGGGUGGGGAAACUACUAUAGUUCGUAAGCGUUACAGCAGUCAAGGCAUUAGAAACUUCUAGUAUUAAAACAAUGCACCACAGUGCUAAAUGGGAUCCUCGGAGAAACCACUGAUACCUAUUCAUCUACCUUCAACAAGAGCUAAGGACACGCCACUUGCGGUGAUUUUUACCCACGUAUCUUGUUCAUUACAAUCUGUUAGACAGUACGGGUUUCAAUAGCAUAGAGGCAUAGCUGGAAGUAGAAAUCCUAUUUGUUUUCCGGUAGAAUUUCAUUAAGGUUAUUUCGGAGAUCCCAGUAUUCUUCUUCAACUCCUAAUGGUCCAGCUUUCUUCCUUCUUACCAUCUCGCAAAGUCUCCUUACUCGCAGACGCGAUAAUCUCAUCGGCGAGAUUUUUUGGUUCCAACGCUAGUUUGGAUUUCUGUGGCGUUAUAGCGUCGGUGACGCAUUUGAAUUACAAAUUCCAGCACUGUUCCUUGAGGGCUGUGAUCUCAUUCUAAGGCCGCAAAUAAUAUUGCUUUCUCUAAAUUCCCUGAGGACCACCCUAUUCUGGAUUUUUUUAUUUACAGUGCCUCUUUCACCGUGUCCAAUGCCGAGAAAGAUGGCCUGGCGGUCACUUUUCCUCAGAAGACGGGCAGUUCCAACGUUAACUGAUAUACAAUUUUUCUGGCUUGUAGGCAUGGUAGUUGGAGUAAAAUGAGUUUGAAUCAGUCUUUCCCUCAUAUGUUCCACUAUCAACUUCGGUAAAGUUUUUACAAGGAAAGAGCCAGGCCUGGCUUUGCUAACGAAGGCGCUGUAAGCUGUCUACAUACCAUUGGUGUGCAGUCGAAUGCACUAGUUGCUGUUCCAAUGAGUAGAAGGGAUAGAAGCAUAGUUAUUAUAUAUGAUCCAUGCGUGUGUGUGCGGACUCCUCAACUAUCUCUUUAAUUUAACUCACUCCUUGCUUUUAUUCCAGACUUCCUAGAAAAUGUCGAGCCUGUGCCCUUCUUUUCUCCUCCUCUUCUUAAGUACACCACACACUCGCUUCGUACGGUAUAAUCCUCGUCUAGACCACAUAAUGCAUGUAUGCCAUUUACGUGGCGUAUAGCGCGUCAACCACACCUACGCCCUUCAGCUCCUUCCACAAUAUCCCGAGACGCUCGUACUCCUCCUUUACUAUUCUUCGCCAAGUGCCUUUAGGGCAACCCACUCGUCGGUUAUCUUGCGAGAAUGAAUUCCACUGAUUUCCGCAGCCAGUAAUGUAAUUGUCACUCCUCCUUAAUGUGUGCCUGCCGCAUCCCUCUUCCGAUCACAGUGCAUACGAGUGCCAAGCCUGUGCACAAACCCAGUUUUUCGUUUGAGAUAGUGUCAGGCCAGGAUACCCCGAUGAUACAACAUAGAUAGGAGUUAACGAAGACUUAAAGCUUUUGAGUUCACCUUCCAUGUGCUACUCCACUAUAGCAAAACAAAAAGAGCACCAACACAGCACAGUCUCUAAUUGAUUUUGGGGUUGAGAUAACUUCACUUCCAGAUUUUAGAUAGAGAAGUGAAAGCUGAUCAAGGGCUUUUAAUGCGUCCGGCAACAUCCAAUUCGAUGCCACCAUCGACAAAAACCACACAUCCCAGAUAUACAAAUUGAUCGACGCUUCCGAUGCUCCACCCAUUAAUAUAGGGAGUGUGAUGAGCCGUCAGACUACGAACCUUGGUUUUGUUAAUCUUCAAUCCAAUUCUACUUGCUUCUAUUUCCAAACCUAGAACCAUUUGACCAAGAUCAUGGAUCCGGUGAGACAAACAUAUGUCGUCAACACAAUCGAAGAGUAUGAGGAAAGAUGUCAUUGUCCAUUUAAUUCCUCCACGCCUUACUGACAUGACACCAUGAAGAACGUCACCGAUAACAAAAAGAAAUAAUAUCGGCGACAAGAUGCAAUCCAAGCGGACUCCGCUUUGAAUCUCAAAAUCCUUUGAGAUUUUACCUGGGUGCAGCACGUGACACUUUGGCCAGCAUAUGCCGCUCUGAUAAUAGUUCCUGCGUAGAACACUAUAGAUACACACCCUGUUCACGCUAUCGACGAUUUUCUCAAAAUCGAUGAAGAGUAGAGUCAAUUCUGCUCUCUGUUCCAAAAUGAACCGUUGAGUGUUGAUGUGGUGAAUGCAGGGGUAUCCGGAACGAGAACCAGCCUGCUCACUGUCGAUCACGCUUUCGAGAUGUUCUUUAAUACGUUUCACGAUUAUCUUUGUAACGGCGGGGAACACGCAGAUAUCCCUUUAAUUGUCACACUCAUGCCGAGCCCCCUUCAUUGGAAUCUUAACAAUCAUUCCCUUCUUCCGUUCUCUGAGAAAGGCCUCGGAUUCCCAAGAUUUCCGUACGAGUGGAAGAAGCAGAUCUGCAGUAACUGCAGGUGCAGCUAUAAAUUCGUCUGUGUGAAGACGACGGUUUUAUCCCGUUUGACUGCAUUGAUGGCCGAAAUAAUUUAUAUUCUGCUUGGAAGAGCAGUCCACCACAACCACCGGAUGUGAUACGAGUAAGAAUCCUGAUGAAGUAUUUUUUCCACCUCUUCAGUUGUUCAUCAUCGUGGAUGAGAAGUCAAUCGUUGAUGUCCUCCACAGGAGCGUCGAAAGAUUUGCGCCCACGUGCAAGCUAUUUCGUGAUGCGGUAUACGCUUCUGAAAUCAUUGCGUUCUGUGACAUCUUCCGCUUCCUUCACGAGCGGAAUAACAAAUUCUCUCUUCUCAAGGCAUACACUACGCUGAACUUCUCGCCCUCGUCAUUACUCGCAACGGUCGAUAGAGACUUUAACCCAAUUCUUAUCGAUAUUCUCAGGCGGGUUACUCAGUAUAUCUUGGAUUAUACAAGCGGUCGUUGUUAAACUUACGGAGUCACAGCCACAACCCUGCGAGAAGUAGCGGACGCAAUACGCAAGCGAAGGUAAACGACCAUCAGAUGGUGACCCCUUUCGAGGCGGAAGUCAGCGCUUUUUUUUACGCGCAUCCAACAGACCACUCCUAAAUCUGAUCGCGAGGUGGUCGAUAUGGUUGCUCGUACAGUGUCGGUCAGUUGAAAUUCAACUCACUUUAUGGCAGGAUCUGUGCUCGAACAAUGUGCCAUCAAUGACGAGGUGGUGGAAGUUGCAAAAAUUCACAAACCUCGCAUCAAUAUCGUUACAGUCGUCAAGAUCAUGCUUCCCCAUCACGUGUCCGAGCAAGCUGUUGUCAGGGCCCACAUUCGCAUUCAGAUCAUCCAUCAUAAUCACAAUGUCACCUUUAGGAAGCCUCCCUUGAACUGCCUUUAAUUGCUCGUAGAAAGCAUUGUUCUCCACUAUAUCGGAAGUCAAUUGUGAUGUUCCUUAACUUGAACUGGAAUCUUGCAGUUAGGAGUCUGUCAGAAGGCUCCCAAGUCAAGUUAGUGCGCCUUCCAAUGGCCGUCAGAAGCAAUCCGGUGUCAGAUUGCUUCGACCACUUGGCUUUCCAGGGCACAAAAGCACAUUGCCGCAGGAGGGAGAGGAGUACUCUCCAGAGUCCCACCAUUUUACUUCGCUUAAUCUCACAAUGGCCAGAUAAUAUUGUUGGAAUCGGCGCUCAAGUUGGAGACAGCGAGUAUUCUGAGGACCCUCGCUACUGGUGUCGAAGAUCCUACGCACAUUCCAGAAACCAAUUAUAGUCCGUUUUCGAUUCGGCACGAGGUCAGUCCAUAUUCGAGGGGUUGCUGAUGUUUCGGUAGCAAUAAAGUUUCGAAAUUUGCAGGUUGUUGGCCCGCAAAUUCCUAUCCCUUUUAGUCGCCUUUUACGACAAGCAGCGAAGACUUUGAGUGUAUUCUUAAGCCCCAACGUAAACUUCUUCCCCUGCUAACAUGCUGGUAGAAUCCCUCUACACCGCAUGUUCCGCACAAUUUACAUAUCCAACUUUGUCUUUACUACGAGUGUGAACGCCUUAUUCCUGCAGGGUUCACUUCCGAAGUAUUCUGUGAAUGCAAACUCUGACAGGUUCUUCAAAAAUUGAAGUUGUAUCAAUUGUAACUUUACGGUCUAUCUAUGUUCUGAGUAUACGGCGCUCUUUUGUACAACCUGAAUACAAGAGCAUGUUACACUUCUUGCCAAUAUGCAUAACUACUGGAAUGAAUGGUCCAACUAUGUAUGGGCAGACCCAUGGAGAGAAAAUCCGUACUUUUCUCUAUUACCAAAAUAUAUAUCUAAUUUUAUUAGCUUCUAUUACGGGCCUUCGAGAAAACUCCGGCCCCUUCCAUUGGACCUGAUUCCACUAACUUAAUUUGGUUUGCUAGUCAGUCAACAACUAUGCCACUUUCUUACGAGGUGGCAAUUGUUUUGUGAAGCCUGUUUACAUAUACUAAGAUAUUGUAUAUGGUUUGAACGUCCUUCUUUACUAUCAACAUCUCAAUUUUCAGGUUGUGAUUAUAGUGUUUUGUGAGUUUUCGUAUACAUUUCCUGGAGUAUUGGUUUUGUCGGUUUCCAUGAAGAUGUAUCCCUAAUUUGAGAGCGAUCCUUCAUUAGAUAAAUACUGCCGCACCAUAUUUGAAGUUCAUUUGGUAGAGAGGCAAACAUUUAUUACUUCUCUCCCCUUCUUGUUGCUGUUUAUGCUUCUCUACGCAUUAUGGUAUGCAUCUGCAUCUAAGAUUCUCUGGAACCUAUAAACCUUGCAGUAGACCAUUAGGUUUAUUACCAUUUUGGGUGAUGUAGCUUUAUAAAGAAAAUAGAAAGAUACCUUACUCCUUUCCGUCCCUAGAGAUAAAGCUGUUUAGUACCACUAAAUUUAAGAAAUUGUGAUAAUUUUGGGUUUAGGAAUUAUGAAUGGCCUGGCCUUCAAUGGAGUCCGACUACUCUUCCCUAGGGCCGUCAGAAACAACCGCCAUCGAUUCUUGGAGCUUCUGUUAAAAGCAAAUUUUGGGUCGGCAUGUGAGCUUACGAUUGCGGUAUCACCAGCAAAAGUAGCUACGCUGGUUAGCACGCCAAAGAAGGAUUUCACCUAGAAUCUGGGUUUCAUCGAAUACGAUAUUAGUAGUUUGUGAAAUUCAACUCGAGGGUAGCCACUUGAUUUUGUCUGAUGUCUGCGCCAAAUAUAUAAAUACUACGUUACUUGAAGAGCAGUGUUUAUUUUUGAUACAAUCUGGUGCACUUGCUCCAUUAUUCUGUUUCCUAGAACCGAAUUGAAGAUCUGAUAUCACGUUGCUGUCUGGAAAUAUAGCACAGCUGGCAGCUGUUUCAGUAUGGAAGAAAUGACUAAUUAUACCCUGAAGCUUUUCUGGGGUUUAAUGAUUUUUUCAACUUGUUUUAAAGAUAUUUACAGAUGGCUCAGGUUUAAUUAGUUUAAAUACUUCUUUCAGGUGAGCUACGAAUGCUUUGACUUUGUCUUCUUGACUUCUAGUCAAAUUCCAUGUGGCAGUUCUUAACGGGUAAUUUAUUCAUCGUUUUAACUGGUUUCCACAACGAAUAACUCGGCUCUCGGUCUUAUGUAAGCGUCGAUUAAAACAACUAUGUGGUUUAUUCGAGUUUGAUUCUCGCCAGGGAGUACCUCCUCAUAUUCAUCUUUUAUGGCGCAAAAAAUUUAAGAUUGUCAACAAAUGGUUGAGUUGCUCUAAAAACGGCUUCCAGUAUAAUUGCCAGGUUGUGGAGCAUUGUACUUUGGCAUAUUAAGUACCGAGAUGAGCACGGGAGAAUGGUCUGACAAUAGCUCGUAGGCUCUUUGUGCCAACUCUAAAAACGAUUAGAUCUGCAGUUUCGUAAGUAUCAGUCGGCCAGUAAAUUGGCUGGCCUGCUAAUAUGGGGUCAAGUUUGUUACCUAAGAGUGCCUCAUUUAAUUCUUUGCCUUUAGUUGAGACUAGUCGUGAGAGAGGCGAAGUAUUCGCUACUCCCGGUGGCGAAUCUGAUUUCCAUCGUUGCCUUUCGUUGCAAAUGGGGUUUCAUUGCUAGUUUGGGAUUCCUAAAAGAAAUCUGUAGUAACCCCUUAUCGCAGCAAGGUAUAAAAGUAAUCACAGAAGGAAUGUUAUGUCUUACAUUCGGGAGAAUUUCAUCAAAUAUCUUCUAGAUAGGAGAAAUUCUUAACAGUUUUUAGUUGACUAGUGCUAUCGGAUGUUUGUCUUUCCUUCAUUAAUAUAAAGCCUGUAUGAUCUACUCUAUCCGAAAGAACGCAGCUUAUACAACUUAAGUUGUACUGUCAAAAUAGUUAGCAUAAGCAAGUAGUAGAGUGGGUUUGGACAGUAGUGCCUCUGUAAUUCACUUUAAGUUCACAGAUCACCUUUUCUGGGUCCAAGGAUGAAUGUUAGAACAUCCCCUUGUCUUAUACCACUGUUAAUGGUGAAAGUGAUCCUGCUGCUUUUAUCUUUUUCUUUUACUUGCUCGAAUUAAAAAGGGUUCCCUUUUCAAAGACUAUAGUUGUAGCCUUAUUAUGUUUUAAGUAAGAGAAGAGGUUUACUUUUUUGGCAAAAGGUUUUUCUUUUCGUAGAUAAUGUAUACCGUGAAUCAGUUGUCUUCAUCUUUGAAAAAUCCCUGAAUUGCUCCUAUUUUUACUGUGUCAGUCAGCUCUUCAUUCCCACAAUUCCUUUCGUCUUUCCAGUGGAUCAGUCUCAAGUUAAGAGUGGAAGUGGGUAGGAAACCCGCUCCCCUAUUCCAUGCUAUAUUCAUUCCCAGCAAACUUAAAUAGAUGUAAGACGCUAUACAACUAUUCUAUAAUAGUUUAAAUAGUCCAUUAGUAGAAAGCAAGUAUUUGGCAACAGACAGUGAUUUUUUGUACAGAAAUUUAGAAAUUAUAGACAGUAGCUUUUUCAAAAUUAUUCUAUACAUUACCAUAUUAUUCAUAAGUAGACUUAUUUAUAAAAUACCAUAUUUUUUCGAUCAGCGCACAAACGAUGUAGCAGUCGCACAGGUACAGAGGUUAUUCGAAUCAAUCAAUUGUUACUAUUUAUUGUUAUGUUAACAGCUAAAAUGAUGGAAACCGGAUGUUUUAAAACCAAAUUUGAAAUUUUUCAGCACACCAAUUUUCGAUCAUUUGCAGGAAUAUAAACUGUGAACAAAAUUCAACAAAUUCAGCCUAACGAAAGUAGUAUUUGUUUGAGAGGCUACGUUAUGAGUAUAGACAUUAUUCGCCCAGCUAAAUUACAAUAUAAUGUAUCUUUUAUGAGUUCCUAAGCCGAUACUCAGUUAUUAUUAAAAUAUGUGCAAUAUGUAUGGCUAAUGAUUAAAUUGCAUAGUGUAAAGCUGCAUAUGUUGAUGGUUAACUUUAUUUAUUUUCAAAUAGCUUCUAGAUUCUAUUCAAAAGUAAAACAGUAAUAUAUUCAUCAAAACAUAAAUAAAUUAUCUGUGUAAAACU
This is a messenger RNA of Hermetia illucens (black soldier fly), 11475 nucleotides long. Its product is annotated as alpha-tubulin N-acetyltransferase. Gene Ontology annotation, cellular component: microtubule. The record is from RefSeq and is a predicted model, not a curated record. The transcript is spliced from 12 exons. Gene Ontology annotation, molecular function: tubulin N-acetyltransferase activity. Gene Ontology annotation, biological process: alpha-tubulin acetylation. NCBI's taxonomy places the organism in Eukaryota, Metazoa, Arthropoda, Insecta, Diptera, Stratiomyidae. The coding region runs from base 455 to 2554 and encodes 699 amino acids.